Anguilla anguilla (European eel) is the source of this 2917-nucleotide messenger RNA. RefSeq names its product zona pellucida protein AX 1 (gene zpax1). The transcript is spliced from 21 exons. Bases 133 to 2826 code for a protein of 897 amino acids. The record is from RefSeq and is a predicted model, not a curated record. NCBI's taxonomy places the organism in Eukaryota, Metazoa, Chordata, Actinopteri, Anguilliformes, Anguillidae.
AUUAAUCUCCGCCAUCGUAAGAGAGCUGUUAAUAGGUGUUUGGAGGGGGCUUUUUUUUCCCCCUGGUUAUUUGGCGGGUUUCAUUUUACUCAGUACCAGUGAUUUCCAUUUUGAUUACAUUUUAAAUUUGUAAUGGGACGGUUUCUUGGACUUCGGACUCUAUGGUUCCUGCUGAUGGGUCUUUGGAUACAAGCCGAAAAGCACUCCGUUCCUCAUGGACUCGAUGUGGAGUGCCUCGGUAACCUGGUGGGGCUUUCCUUGGAUGGAUCUCUGCUCUGGGAACAUCGGUUGGAGAUUGACGCUGCUGAUGGUUCUACCUUCGUUCCCAUAACCGAGAGAGUGGCUUCACAAUGUGGAUUCCGUAGGAGAUCUGACCCUUGGGGCAAUACCAUGCUCUUUGCUUCAAUCCAGAAUUGCUUCGUUGAGGGCGCUGAUGAUGAUCAGAUCUUUGAUCUGACCAUCCGAUUGAGACUAUCUGGAAGCCCUAAAUCUGACGCUGUCAUGCACACCGUUUCCAAAACCUGUCCGUACAGUGCAUGGGCCUCUCGUGAGAUCAUUUGCAACCACAAUUAUAUGGAGGUUUCUGUUAGGAGACGCAUCCCUAAUGUUGAAGAAUUUGAAAAAGAACUUCCUGAGUAUGAGGGGUUUGAUGAUGGAGAUGAGAACCGCUCUCCGCUUAAGCUGUGGAAAGUACAGUUUCACACAGGAGAGGCUAAGGCAAUGACCACAGAGGAGGCCCACGAUAAAGGUUAUGGCCUGUCUAUUUCCUCCACACGAGCACUUCUGCGGAGCCCUUUUAAUACACCUGAGAGCACUACAGUGGAUGUGUCUGGAGUUCCCAUGCAACUAAUUAAGGCCUCUACAUACUUGAAGCGCAAAUGGAUGAUGAAGCAGCUAUAUUCUGCUGCUGCUUGCCCUACUGGUGGUGUCACCUUCACAGAAGAAAUGAUUACCUGGCGUCUGCCCUUGCGAAUCUCUCCACUGCUUUCCAGUGAUUAUGUCCAUAUUAUUGAGUACCACAUGGGAAUCCAAGGCAAAAGGCUGGAUGCUUCUAUAAUGGCAGCUAGGAACUACAAACUGACUAUGACUGAUUCUUACUUCAUUGUUGAAAUUCCAGUGGGGUCAGUUGAUGGCUAUUACAAGAGUCGAGCAUUGGAUUACCAAUACUACAUCACUUAUAAUGUUGAGCCCAUGCUGGAAGUGCUAUGGAAGGAGGAUGCCAUGUAUGAUGACACAAGAUACAAAGUUCUAUAUCCCAUCAUCACCCCACCUAUGGCCAGACCACCUUUUAUCCAGGACAAUACUGUCCCUGAGAAAAGAGUGUUUGACUUCUUUGUGGGGAGCUUCCUAUCUGAUGUAGAGUUGGUCAAUAUCACCUUUACAACUGGUGUGAUGUCUAUUGCUGAGGCUAAUGUGCAAGGAUUCAACGUACAGGAGCACAUAUUGCCCACUGGCUUAAAGGGAUACUCUCUGCAAGUGCCUUUUUCCGAUCCUGUUGUCCACAAAGAGAACACCGCUGUGGAUGUCACGGACUACAUUUUGCCUGUGACUUUUGGUUUUGUCACCCUGCCGGAAAAUGGCCCCUUCUCUCACCCAGGAAUGCUCAAAGCCAGCCUACAGGAUGUCGUUUUGCCCACUGUGAUUGGCACCUGUGAUCUGGAGUACUUCUAUGUCACUGUGGAAUAUGGAAGCCAGGGCCACAAUUUUGUGACUGUGGUGGGCCAGAGGGAACUUUCACCUGACAUUGCAGAAGAGUACGGAUAUAUACACAAUGACACCCACUUCAGUAUCGCUGUCCAUUUUUUGGCUCAGGAUGCUGUGUUUGAGAUGGUUUGGGCAUCUUUACUCAGAAGUAGGUUGAAUGUGGUCCUGAAGAAUCCUGUUCAUGGCUGGAAUCUCAAUGAUUUCUCCCUGUCUUGCAGCUUCCCCAUGACAAUGAUUGAAUGCUUCUCAAAUGGAACAAUGACGGCCCUGGCUGUGAAAGUGGAAUCCGUACCAGACCUGAUCUUGUCUCAGCUGACUCUACGAGAUUCCCGGUGUAAACCUGCCUACAGUGACCACAUUUUUGCUUUCUUCUCAUUUAGUUUGAACUCUUGUGGAACUACCAGAAAGUUUAUCAACAACUACAUGAUUUAUGAAAAUGAAGUGUCCUUGGGAAGUCAGAAGGUCACCACUGCUGCUGACCAGUAUCUGAUCACGGUUUCCUGUUACUAUGGGAUCAAUGCCACCUACACACUGCCCUUUAGCACCGUGCCAAACCCUGAACCUGUUGUGCAUGCAGCGCUGGGCGUGUUUAUGGUCGGAAUGCAGCUUGCCCUGGAUUCAUCAUAUAGUGUCUUCUACUUGGAUGAACACUACCCAGUUGUGAAGUACUUGAGAGAGCCUCUGUAUUUUGAGGUGGAGCUGAUGCGAACCACAGACCCACAGGUGGAACUGUUCUUGGAGAACUGUUGGGCCACUACUGAAGAGGAAAGGACCUCUGUUCCUAAGUGGGACAUUAUAGUGGAUGGCUGUGAGAAUCUUGCUGACCCUUACCAUACCAUUUUCCAUGGGGUCUCGGCCGAUGCCAGAGUACAUUUCCGUAGCCACUUCAAACGCUUUGAGGUCAAGAUGUUUUCAUUUACAUUGGAUGGUGUAGCUCUAAAAGGACAGAUCUUUGUCCACUGUGAUGUUGUGAUCUGUGAUGUCAACAGCCCCACAGACAGCCUCUGCAGCAGAGCGUGUAUGAACAAGCAAAACAUGAGUACAGCAUCAAAGCGAGUUCGCAGGAGCACAGAGAAUACCCAUAUGGAACAGGUGUCAUCUGGUCCAAUUGUCCUCAUCUAGAAACCCAUUGUUUUCUGAAAAGUACCAACUUAGGUUGAUGUGCCAGUUCUUGCAGACUUGUGUAUGCAAUCCAAAUAAAAUCUUAAACUAU